UGAAGUGCCUGCAGACAUGGUUGCAGAAGAAUCAGGUCCUGGGGCACAGAAUAGUCCAUAUCAACUUCGCAGAAAAACUCUUAUCCCUAAAAGAACCACUUGUCCAGCAAAGAGCAGUAUGGAGGGUGCUUCAACGUCUGCAACUGAAAACUUCGGUCAUAGAGCGAAGCGUGCAAGAAUGUCUGGAAAAUCCCAAGACCUGACUGCAGCACCCGCAGAACAAUACCUUCAGGAAAAGCUGCCAGAUGAAGUUGUACUGAAGAUAUUCUCUUACCUAUUGGAGCAAGACCUCUGCAGAGCAGCUUGUGUGUGCAAGCGCUUUAGUGAACUUGCAAAUGACCCUAUUUUAUGGAAACGAUUAUAUAUGGAAGUGUUUGAGUAUACAAGGCCUAUGAUGCAUCCAGAACCUGGGAAAUUUUAUCAGAUUAACCCUGAAGAGUAUGAACCUCCAAACCCCUGGAAGGAGAGUUUUCAACAACUGUACAAAGGAGCUCACGUUAAACCUGGAUUUGCAGAGCAUUUUUACAGCAAUCCCACAAGGUAUAAAGGCAGAGAAAAUAUGCUGUAUUACGACACCAUUGAGGAUGCAUUAGGAGGUGUCCAGGAAGCUCACUUUGAUGGGCUUAUCUUUGUGCAUUCUGGCAUAUAUACAGAUGAAUGGAUCUACAUAGAGUCCCCAAUAACUAUGAUUGGCGCAGCACCUGGAAAAGUUGCAGACAAAGUAAUCAUUGAGAACACUAGAGACUCCACAUUUGUUUUCAUGGAGGGUUCAGAAGAUGCAUAUGUUGGGUACAUGACUAUCAGGUUCAACCCUGAUGACAAGUCUGCCCAGCACCAUAAUGCACAUCAUUGUUUAGAGAUCACAGUAAACUGCAGCCCAGUCAUUGAUCACUGUAUAAUCCGCAGUACUUGCACAGUCGGUUCUGCGGUUUGUGUGAGUGGCCAGGGGGCAUGUCCGAACAUCAAACACUGUAACAUCAGUGACUGUGAAAAUGUAGGACUGUAUAUCACCGACCAUGCAGAGGGGAUUUAUGAAGACAAUGAAAUCUCCAACAAUGCAUUAGCUGGUAUAUGGGUAAAAAAUCACGGCAACCCCAUCAUUAGGAGAAACCAUAUUCACCACGGCCGGGAUGUUGGCGUGUUCACGUUUGACCAUGGCAUGGGUUACUUCGAAAGCUGCAAUAUCCAUAGGAAUCGAAUAGCAGGUUUUGAGGUGAAAGCUUAUGCCAAUCCCACGGUAGUCAGGUGUGAAAUUCACCACGGCCAGACAGGAGGGAUAUACGUCCAUGAAAAAGGGAGAGGACAGUUCUUGGAAAACAAAAUCUAUGCAAACAAUUUUGCUGGUGUAUGGAUUACCUCAAAUAGUGACCCAACCAUACGGGGAAAUGCAAUUUUUAAUGGAAACCAAGGUGGCGUGUAUAUCUUUGGUGACGGAAGAGGCCUUAUAGAAGAAAAUGACAUUUAUGGCAAUGCUUUAGCAGGAAUACAGAUACGUACAAACAGCUGCCCCAUUGUCAGGCACAAUAAAAUCCACGAUGGUCAACACGGUGGAAUCUAUGUGCAUGAAAAAGGACAGGGCGUAAUUGAAGAAAAUGAGGUCUAUAGUAACACGUUAGCUGGAGUUUGGGUGACAACAGGAAGUACUCCAGUGUUACGGAGGAACAGGAUACACAGUGGAAAGCAGGUCGGUGUAUACUUCUAUGACAAUGGACAUGGAGUACUGGAAGAUAAUGACAUCUAUAAUCAUAUGUAUUCUGGGGUUCAAAUACGGACUGGAAGCAAUCCUAAAAUUAGACGGAACAAAAUCUGGGGAGGUCAGAAUGGUGGAAUCCUCGUUUAUAAUUCUGGGCUCGGCUUCAUUGAAGACAAUGAGAUUUUUGACAAUGCAAUGGCUGGUGUUUGGAUCAAAACAGACAGCAACCCAACGUUAAGGCGAAAUAAAAUCCAUGAUGGGAGAGAUGGAGGGAUCUGCAUAUUUAAUGGAGGCCGAGGGUUGCUUGAAGAGAAUGACAUUUUCAGGAAUGCUCAAGCUGGAGUGCUCAUCAGCACCAACAGUCACCCUGUCUUAAGGAAAAACCGAAUAUUUGAUGGAUUUGCUGCAGGGAUUGAGAUUACAAACCAUGCUACUGCGACCCUUGAAGGCAAUCAGAUAUUCAACAACCGCUUUGGAGGGCUGUUCCUAGCAUCUGGUGUAAAUGUUACUAUGAAAGAUAACAAAAUAAUGAACAAUCAAGAUGCUAUAGAAAAAGCCGUCACUAGAGGCCAGUGUCUAUACAAGAUUUCAAGUUAUACCAGCUACCCAAUGCACGACUUUUACAGAUGUCACACCUGCAACACCACAGACCGCAAUGCCAUCUGCGUGAACUGCAUUAAGAAAUGUCACCAAGGACAUGAUGUAGAGUUUAUUAGGCAUGAUAGGUUCUUCUGUGACUGUGGUGCUGGAACCCUGUCCAAUCCUUGUACAUUAGCUGGAGAGCCCACACAUGACACAGAUACAUUAUAUGACUCUGCUCCACCUAUAGAAUCUAAUACAUUGCAACACAACUGAACUUAUUUACACAAGGGGAAGUCCUGCCAUUAACUGUUUAAAAACUUUUCGUUUGGAAAAAAAAAUUAAAACAAAAAAUUGCCCAAUUUUGGAAGACUGACUGACGUUGAGACAAGCAUACUCCACUUGCCAAAAAGGAAGUAGAAGAGGCAAUAUGUUGACUCAGGAUGUAGAGGAAGAACUGGGCAUUUUGUUUUUCUUUUUAAUUUUAGCAUUAUUCAAAGACUUUUGGAAGGACAGAAGUGAAGAAAUAAUAAGCUACUGUUUUGUAUAGACGCUGCCCUCUGCUGGUGUUCCUGCAGGCAGCAGUAGAGGCAGCUGCCACAUUUGCAGUAGUUCUAUCCUGUAGACAGGCAGCAUUUGUUGUUGUUGUUGCUGCUGAACACACACGGACAUGGGUACCAAUUGCUUUUUGUAACAUGGUAAAAUGUGAGCUAGCACUUCUGCAUUUCUUUUCAUUUUUUUUUUUUAACACGUAUUCUGAAUGAGAUAUUUUAAUGCUUUAAUCUCAUGUAGUUUGUUUUUUUAUUUUUUAAUUUCAAGCACAGUUUAUUGUACUUGAAUGUGUCCUGUUUUGUUAGCCCACCAUAGCAUUGCUGUAAAACUGUACUCAUGUCCCAGUAUCUAUGUUCUUUCUAUGAAAGAGGAAAAAAAAACACUAAUCUUAAUCCAGCAAUUUUUCUGGUAUCCUUUUGGAAAAGUUAGAAUGUUGUCUCCUUUCCUCUCCGUGACCGUCUUCAUUUACAUAAUGCCCCGGACGAGGACCGUUGCGCGAGGAGACGUUGAAGCUGCGAGUGUGUAUGCUUCCAUCACUCCCCUAGGCAAUGGGGCGGGUGUUGACUCUGGUUUAAAGUUUACUGUAGUCUCCUCAGAUUGCGCCUGUUUGUUACUGUUCAUUUUUUGUUUGAACAGCCUGGAACUUGUAUACUGCUGGGAAUGGUCACAUUUCCUGCUCUUUAUGAAGCUGAGACGAGCAUAUAUAGAGUUUCAUAGCUUUUUUUUUUUUAUUUUAUUUUUGUUUCUCCCCCAUUUAUAUGUAUUGGUGACAGUGGGUAAUCAAACAGCCUGAAAGUGUAUGCAUGUACCAUAACAUCUAGACUUAAUAUAUUGUGGAGUAUUCAAUAACCAUUAUGUAGAGGGUAGGUAUGAAAUAAAAGGGGUUUAAUUUCCUAGGAAAGAAAAAAAAAAAAUGGAAAUAUGGUCAUUUUUAAAAAAUAAAGUUUAUUAGAUCAUAA
Messenger RNA from Nanorana parkeri, 3783 nucleotides. It is a transcript of the gene FBXO11, whose product is annotated as F-box protein 11. The record is from RefSeq and is a predicted model, not a curated record. The transcript is spliced from 22 exons. Gene Ontology annotation, molecular function: protein binding; zinc ion binding. Gene Ontology annotation, biological process: ubiquitin-dependent protein catabolic process; regulation of apoptotic process; protein ubiquitination. The coding region runs from base 17 to 2548 and encodes 843 amino acids. Lineage: Eukaryota; Metazoa; Chordata; Amphibia; Anura; Dicroglossidae.